This is a messenger RNA of Argiope bruennichi, 3978 nucleotides long. RefSeq lists its product as uncharacterized. Lineage: Eukaryota; Metazoa; Arthropoda; Arachnida; Araneae; Araneidae. Gene Ontology annotation, molecular function: nucleic acid binding. Gene Ontology annotation, biological process: DNA integration. The record is from RefSeq and is a predicted model, not a curated record. The transcript is spliced from 5 exons. The coding region runs from base 1 to 3978 and encodes 1325 amino acids.
AUGAAAAAGAGUGAAAUAAUACGUUUAAUUGAGGAGAGUGAUGUGUACAAAAAUGACAACGAAGUUGUUAAAGAUGCUGUAGAUCAAAUAAUAAGGAAUAAAAACCAAAAAUCCGAUCAGGAUAGUGAAAUAGAACUAGAGCGUCUUAGAUUAGAGAGAGCUAAAAUAGAAUUACAAUUAGCGCAAUUACGGGCUACUGAUAAUAGUACUCAGGCUUCCGUUAAUGUAGAGAGUAAAACCGAACCAGAAGAGUCUCUGGAUAGCUUAUUAAAGUCUGUGAGAAUAUUGUGUAUUAAACCACCGAGCAAAGCUCAGGAUUGGGGUUUCUUUUUUACUUCGUUAGAGAGAGCACUUAAUACUAAAAAGGUUCCUGAGAAAUAUAAAGCGGAGAUUUUAUUAAAUUUAUUAGGAGAAAGAGCUUCUAAUAUCCUAACUUAUAUUGCUGAGAAAGAUUUAAAUAAUUAUGAAGAAAUUAAAUCAAUUGUACUAAGAGAAUUCGAGCCAACAGCGCAAGCGGUUUUAGAGAAUUUUAGAUACGCUUCUAGAGAUAAUGAAACUCAUGUGCAAUUCGCGUCACGAUUAAUGACGAGUUUUGAAUAUUAUUUAAAAUUAAGGGGUGUUAAAGAUUUGGAGACCCUAAAACAAUUGAUGGUUUCGGAUAAAUUAUUCCAAACGCUGGAUAAAGAAACAGCAACUCAUAUUAAUAUUAGGCAAAAUCAAAAGUGGUUUACACCUCUCGAGUUAGGAAAAGAAUGUGAUCUUUAUUUUGCUUCCAAAGGAGGUAGCGUUUCGAGUUCAGUUAAAUUAAAUUCUAACUAUUGCGGUUUAAUAUGUGGAGCAGAAGAAUUAAAUUCAAACUUGAGAAAAUUUUGGGAGAUUGAGGAAAUGGGUAAUGAAUUACCCAAAAGUAAAGAGAAUGCUAUUUGUGAGGAGCAUUAUGCGCGAACACAUAGAAGAGAUGAGAGAGGAAAAUAUACUGUGGCGAUGCCAUUUAAAGAGCAUUGGUCAUGUCUAGGGAAUUCAAAAGAUAUUGCUCUGAAACGACUCGAAUCGCUGUGGACUCGCCUGUCUAGAGACCAAAAAUAUCUGAAACUGUAUUCUGAUUUUCUGAAGGAGUAUGAGGAGUUAGGCCACAUGAGCGAGAUACAAGAUGAAAGUGUUGAACCUGAAGUGACAUAUUAUAUGCCUCAUCAUGGCAUCUAUAGGCCUCAAAAAACGACGACUAAACUACGUACUGUGUUUAAUGCGUCCACCUUGACUAGUAGUGGAAAAUCGCUCAACUCAAUUCAGUAUAACGGCGGAGUGAUUCAGGACGAUAUAUUUACAUUGCUAAUUAGAUUCAGAAAACAUAUAUUUGCAUUUACUGCAGAUAUUCGUCAGAUGUAUCGUAUGAUCAAUAUAGAUGAGAGUCAAAGAAAUCUACAAAGAAUUUUAUGGAAAGAGGGAGCUAAUGAGCCCGUUAAAACGUAUCAGCUAAAUACGGUUACCUACGGAACGGUUAGUGCUCCAUAUCUAGCCAUGAGAACAUUUAAGCAAAUUUCCAUUGACGAGGGAAAAAACUUUCCAAGUGCUGCAUCAGUCUUGUGCCAUGAUUUUUAUAUGGACGAUGUUUUAAGUGGAGCGAGUACAUUGGAAGAGACAAAAACUUUGCAACAUGAACUUGUUGGCAUUCUAAAAACUGCCCAGAUGUCAUUACACAAGUGGUGUGGAAAUACGUCCGAGCUUAUUCCUGCUACUGAGAAAGAGUAUGAGCUCUCAUCUACAGAUGAAAUUAAGACUUUAGGGAUUGCCUGGAAGGCUAAAACUGACUGCUUUACCUUUAAAGUAGAUUUACAGCAUAAUGCCCAUCCUACCAAAAGGUCGGUCUUAUCCAUUAUCGCCCGACUUUUUGAUCCACUUGGGUUACUUGGGCCAGUGAUCACGAAGGCAAAAAUAUUCAUGCAACAAUUGUGGUUGCUCAAGAUCGAUUGGGGUGAAAUGCUUCCCGAGAAAGAAGCUAGUGAAUGGCAAGAGUUUGCAACAUCUUUAAGAAACUUAAAUGACAUUAACAUAGAACGAUGUAUUGUCAUUCCAAACGCGGAAGUGAAUGAGCUUCAUGGAUUCUGUGACGCGUCUGAAAAGGCAUAUGGCGCUGCAAUCUACGCCAGAACAGUCGAUUCAGCGGGUGAAGUGAAAGUGAAGCUAAUCGCGAGUAAAUCUCGUGUGUCACCAAUCAAGCAGGUAACUAUACCUCGUUUAGAAUUAUGCAGUGCCGUUCUGCUUACCAAAUUGAUGCAGAAGGUAAAAAAUGCAUUAAAAAUGGAUAUUACGUCAGUAUCGUAUUAUUCGGACUCUACAAUCGUGCUUUCGUGGAUGAGAAAAGAGUCACGAGACUUAAAAACAUUUGUUGCGAACAGAGUGGCUACUAUUCAAGAAUCCACAGAAAUGAAUCAGUGGCAUCACGUUCCUUCCGAACAAAAUCCCGCUGACGUCAUCUCAAGAGGACUUGAUCCAACGAGAAUGCAACAAAGUGACUUAUGGUGGUUUGGUCCAACCUUUCUCCAAGAACUGGUUGUGAAUUUUCCUGGUGAUUGCGACGACAUCCACUAUCCAUUGGACAGUUCUGUGCAGAACAGGGACGUUUCUUCUGAGAAACUUUAUUUAGCAGAACUCAAAACUCCGACUAAUUUCUGUUUAAUUUCAGCUGUGGACUCAUCAUUUUUAGAUAAUAUACUUAGUCCUUUAACCACCAAGGAACUGCAGUUGGCCAAGUUAACUUUAGUCAAACUUGUUCAGGUAGCUGCCUUUAAUUGUGAAAUAAAAGCCCUCAAAAAAGGUGAAAAUGUUAAUAAGAGUGAGAAUCACAAAUUCACUUUGUUAAUUAUGCAAUAUUUUCAUCUUAAAUAUUUGCAUGUUGGUGCACAAACAUUGUUGUAUUUGGUAAGACAGGAAUAUUGGCCAUUAUCUGGCAGAAAUACAGCCAGAAAAAUUAUUCAUGAUUGUGUCAUUUGUGCUAAAACUAAACCUAGAACUGUAACCCAAAUUAUGGGAAAUCUCCCAACCAAUAGAGUUAAACCUAGUUAUCCUUUUACUCAUGUUGGGAUAGACUUUUGUGGACCUUUCUAUAUUAAAUACAAGGGUCAGAGGAAAGGCAAUUAUCAAAAAUGCUAUGUGGCUGUUUUCAUUUGCUUUGCUACUAAGGCAAUCCACUUGGAAAUAGUCACUGACUUAACUGCAGAGGCAAUGAUUGCCACUUUAAAGCGCUUUUUUAGCAGAAGAGGUGUUAGUUCCUCUAUCUGUUCUGAUAAUGCAACUAAUUUCAAAGGGGCCAAUUCAGAGUUGAAACGUUUGCAAAAUAUGAUUGGUAGACCCCCAGAGCCAUUAGCUAAUUACUUAACAACUGAACAAGUGACAUGGAAAUUUAUUCCACCAAGGUCACCUAACUUCGGUGGCUUAUGGGAGGCGGGUGUUAAAUCUUUCAAACACCAUUUAAAGAGAGUUGUUGGUAAUGCACGUUUAACAAUGGAACAGUUUUUGACUAUUGUUAUUCAAAUUGAAGGUAUUCUAAACAGUCGCCCACUGACACCUUUGUCAUCAGAUCCAAACAAUUUUGAAAUUUUGACCCCAGGCCAUUUUUUAAUCGGCUGUCCCAUAAAUUGUAUUCCUGAUCCAGAUUAUUCAGAGAGAAAAGAUAAUCUUUUAUCUCAAUGGCAAAGAUUGAGCAAAAUGGUCCAAACAAUUUGGAAAAAAUGGAAAUUAGAUUACUUAAAUAAUUUGCAAGCCAGACACAAAUGGCAGUUUGAGAAACAAAACCUCUCAAAGGAUUCUAUGGUUCUUUUAAAAGAUGAUAAUCUUCCCCCUUGCCAGUGGACAAUGGGAAGAAUACAAGAUUUAAUUUAUGGAUCAGACGGCAAAGGGGGCGGAAUGUUGACGCCAGUAAGUCAGCAGAACGCUCCGCCUACUAAUUUUGUAGCGCCACCAAGUGGUGAAAUCAUAUAA